AUGGAGCGACGCGCUCUCCUCGCCGGGCCGCCUCGCGGGCGCAGGGCGUGGGGCACGAGGGGCGGCCCGUCCCUGCGGGCGCCCGGCUGCGCGGCGCUGUGCUCGCUGCUGCUGGCGCAGGUGGCGGUGCAGGCACCUGCGUGCUCCGUGGGACCCGCGCUGACCUCGCCGGGGAGCCCGAGCGUCUGGCGUCCUCCAGGCUCCGCGGCGCGGACGGACUGGAUGGAAAAAGGCGAAUAUGACCUGGUGUCUCCCUAUGAGGUUGACCACAAUGGAGACUAUGUGUCCCAUGAAAUCACGCACUCUCGGAGGAGGAAGAGGGGGCUGGCCCCGCUCAGGGUAGAGUCUCUCCACCUUCGGCUGAAGGGCUUCAGGCACGACUUCCACGUGGAGCUGAAAGCUUCCAGCAACCUGGUGGCUCCCGGAUUUAUCGUGCAGACACUGGGGAAGGGAGGCACGAAGUCCGUGCACACCUUCCCGCCUGAGGAUUUCUGUUUCUAUCAAGGCUCCUUACGAUCCCACAAAAACUCCUCGGUGGCUCUCUCAACGUGCAAAGGUUUGUCUGGCAUGAUAAGAACACAAGAAGCAGAUUACUUCCUAAAACCACUUCCUUCCCACCUGGCGGGGAGACUGCAGGACCCUGCCCAGGCUGGGUCUCCCUCCCACAUACUGUACAAGAGAUCGGCAGACGUGCGGGCUCCGGGGGCUGCCCAGGCCAUCAUGACAGAGAGGGAUCGGGAGCUGGGGAAUCCGGCCCUGCACGGCAGCUCCGACCUCCGGCACCCAUCAAAGCAGCAUUUCUGCGGAAGGCGCAAGAAACACAUGCCCAGGCCUCCCAGGGGGGACCUCUUCAUCCUGCCGGACGAGUACGCGCCUCGCUGGCGGCACAAGCGCUCACUCCUGAAGUCCCACAGGAACGAAGAGCUGAACGUGGAGACGCUGGUGGUGGUCGACAGGAAGAUGAUGCAGAACCACGGGCACGAGAACGUCACCACCUAUGUGCUGACCAUACUCAACAUGGUAUCUGCUUUGUUCAAGGACGGAACGAUAGGAGGAAACAUCAACAUUGCAAUUGUAGGUCUGAUCCUUCUGGAGGAAGAACAGCCGGGGCUCGUGAUAAGCCAUCACGCUGACCACACCUUAAGCAGCUUCUGCCAGUGGCAGUCUGGGUUGAUGGGCAGAGACGGCACGCGCCACGACCAUGCCAUCUUGCUGACGGGUCUGGACAUAUGUUCCUGGAAGAAUGAGCCAUGUGACACCUUGGGAUUUGCGCCCAUAAGUGGAAUGUGCAGUAAAUACCGCAGCUGCACAGUUAAUGAAGACACGGGUCUUGGACUGGCCUUCACCAUCGCCCACGAGUCUGGACACAACUUUGGCAUGGUCCACGAUGGAGAAGGGAACGUGUGCAAAAAGUCUGAGGGCAACAUCAUGUCCCCCACGUUGGCAGGACGCAACGGGAUCUUCUCCUGGUCACCCUGCAGCCGCCAGUACCUGCAGAAAUUCUUAAGCACUGCCCAAGCGCUGUGCCUCGCUGAUCAGCCGAAGCCGGUGAAGGAGUACAAGUACCCUGAGAAGUUGCCGGGAGAGUUAUACGACGCCAACACUCAGUGCAAGUGGCAGUUUGGAGAGAAAGCCAAGCUCUGCAUGCUGGAUUUUAAAAAGGAUAUCUGUAAAGCCCUGUGGUGCCACCGGAUUGGAAGGAAAUGUGAGACUAAGUUUAUGCCUGCAGCAGAAGGCACUAUUUGUGGACAUGACAUGUGGUGCCGUGGAGGACAGUGUGUCAAAUAUGGUGAUGAAGGCCCCAAGCCCACCCAUGGCCACUGGUCAGACUGGUCUUCCUGGUCCCCUUGCUCCAGGACCUGCGGAGGAGGGGUGUCUCACAGAGACCGCCUGUGCACAAAUCCCAAACCAUCGCACGGAGGCAAGUUUUGUGAGGGCUCGACUCGUGCGCUGAGGCUUUGCAACAGUCAGCAGUGUCCGCACAACAGCGUUGACUUCCGCGCGCUGCAGUGUGCCGAGUACAACGGCAAGCACUUCCGAGGACGGCGCUACACGUGGAAGCCGUACACCCAAGUGGAAGAUCAGCACUUAUGCAAACUCUACUGUAUCGCAGAAGGAUUUGAUUUCUUCUUUUCUUUGUCAAAUAAAGUCAAAGAUGGGACUCCAUGCUCGGAGGAUAGCCGUAAUGUUUGUAUAGAUGGGAUAUGUGAGAGAGUCGGAUGUGACAAUGUCCUUGGGUCCGACGCUGUGGAAGACUCCUGCGGUGUGUGCAGGGGCAAUAAUUCAGACUGCACGACUCACAAGGGGCUGUACGCCAAGCCCCAAGGCGCCAACCAAUAUUACCAGAUGGUCACCAUUCCUCCUGGAGCCCGGAGUAUCCGCAUCCGUGAAAUGAAUGUGUCUACCUCCUACAUCUCUGUGCGCAACACCUUCCGAAAAUACUACCUUAACGGACACUGGACGGUCGACUGGCCUGGCCGGUACAAGUUUUCAGGCACCACGUUCGACUACAGACGGUCCUCCCAUGAGCCGGAGAGCUUAACCUCGUCUGGGCCAACCAACGAAACCCUGGUUGUGGAGCUCCUGUUUCAGGGAAGGAACCCGGGCAUUGCCUGGGAGUACUCUGUGCCUCGGCUACGGGGGGAGAAGAAGCCCGGCAGCCAGCCUCGCUACACGUGGGCCAUCAUUCGGUCCGAGUGCUCCGUGUCCUGUGGUGGGGGGCAGAUGACCACGAGGGUGGGCUGUUACCAAGACCUGAGGUUUCAAGUCAACACAUCAUUCUGCAGUCCCAGCACCCGACCUGUCACCGGGGUGGUGUCCUGCAAAGUGUCUGCCUGUCCUCCCAGUUGGUCGGUGGGGAACUGGAGCUCCUGCAGCCGGACGUGCGGUGGGGGCGCUCAGAGCCGGCACGUCCAGUGCACACGACGGGCCAACUACGUGUCGGAGCGGGUGGCGGCCAGCCUGUGUCCGCAGCCCGUGCCCUCCAGCCGACAGGCCUGCCACUCUCAGAGCUGCCCGCCCGCCUGGAGCACCGGGCCCUGGGCAGAGUGCUCUCGAACCUGCGGGAAGGGACGGCGGAAGAGGUCCGUGGCCUGUAAGAGCACCAGCCCUUCCGCCAGGGCGCCGCUGCCGCUGCCGGACGCCGCCUGCAGCGCGGAGCCCAAGCCCAGGACUCACGAGGUCUGUCUGCUCAAGCAGUGCCACAAGCACAAGAAGCUGCAGUGGCUUGUGUCUGCCUGGUCACAGUGCUCGGUUACAUGUGAAAGAGGAACACAGAAAAGAGUCUUAAGGUGUGCUGAAAAGCACGUCUCUGGGAAGUACCGAGAGCUGGCCUCCAAGAAGUGCUUGCACCUGCCGCAGCCCGGCGUGGAGCUGGAGCGGGCCUGCGCUCUGUUUCCCUGCCCCCGGCACCCCCUGCAGGCCGCUUCCGGCCCCCCUCGAGCCGGCUGGUUUGCCGCACCCUGGUCUCAGUGCACGGCCAGCUGUGGGGGCGGCGUGCAGACCAGGGCCGUGCAGUGCUUGGCAGGGGGCCGGCCGGCCCUGGGCUGCUUCGUGCACCGGAAGCCCACCGCCUCCAUGGCCUGUAACACCCACUUCUGCCCCAUUGCAGAGAAGAAAGAUGGCGUCUGCAGAGACCACUUCCCCUGGUGCUCGCUGGUGCCCCGGCACGGGAUGUGCAGUCACCAGUUUUAUGGGGAGCGCUGCUGCAAGACGUGCUCCGGCUCCAACCUGUGA
Messenger RNA from Enhydra lutris kenyoni (northern sea otter), 3735 nucleotides. RefSeq names its product ADAM metallopeptidase with thrombospondin type 1 motif 16. Gene Ontology annotation, biological process: extracellular matrix organization; proteolysis. The coding region runs from base 1 to 3735 and encodes 1244 amino acids. The transcript has 23 exons. NCBI's taxonomy places the organism in Eukaryota, Metazoa, Chordata, Mammalia, Carnivora, Mustelidae. Gene Ontology annotation, molecular function: metalloendopeptidase activity. Gene Ontology annotation, cellular component: extracellular matrix. The record is from RefSeq and is a predicted model, not a curated record.